Stegastes partitus (bicolor damselfish) is the source of this 2191-nucleotide messenger RNA. RefSeq names its product zinc finger protein 1 homolog. The coding region runs from base 334 to 1926 and encodes 530 amino acids. The transcript has 4 exons. The record is from RefSeq and is a predicted model, not a curated record. NCBI's taxonomy places the organism in Eukaryota, Metazoa, Chordata, Actinopteri, Pomacentridae.
AGGAGAGGAGGCGAGGCGGCGGGUGUUCUGCCGAGGUGGACGUGGCGGGUCCGGCGGAGCGAGCUACAAGUGACGGGCAGCGGAGCCGAACCGAGGCGGACAGCCGGCCAUGAACCGGACCCCCCGCAGGCUGGUCUCUGUCAGGUGUGGGUGCUGACUGCGAUCCUCCGUCUGAUUGGCUCUUGGGGACUCGGGCCCUGCAGCCCCUCCUGAGUCCGGACCAAACCUUCAGCACUGGGGGGGAGGGGGGGAGUGGAGGGAGGAGGAGGAGCUUCAGUGAUCCUUCAGGUGUGACAAGCAGCACAGGGAGGAGGGUUAGCUCCGCCCCUCGCCAUGACAGACUUAGAGACUGAGUGCCUGAGCCUCGGCCUGCCCCCCGAGUGCAGCUCACCUUCACCGCCUCUGGACUCGUCCCUACAGGGGGACUGUGGCCCGGGGCCCACCGGAUCGGCCCCGACACCCACUCUGGCGCUCCUCUCCUCCGACUGCCCCACGCCGACGCUCAGCUCGCUGGCGGCGGAGAUCGCAGAGCCGCUGGUGAUGCUGCCAUGUGUGAAGAGCGAGCCGGAGGACGGAGACCUGGAGCCCAUCAGGACUGUGGACCUGUCGGAGAUCCAGCCGCUGUCCACUGCCGAGCUGGGCCAGGACCAGAUCAAGAUGGAGAUCAGCGGCCUAGACUACAUCAAGUCCGAGCACCAUGGUCACCACGGCAACCAUCACCUGGGCCCGUUUCACCACAGCGACGUCACUGAGCUGGACUACAAGUCGCACUACGAGCCCAGCUCUGUGUUCGACUACAUCUCCCAGGUCACUGACACUCUGGAGUACAUAAAGUCGGACCAUCACGUGGACCUGCAGUGUUACUACACCACCGAGCUGAGCUCCCUGAAGUCUGAGUACGCCGACUCCAACGCCAUGUCCACACACCUGCAGCACAACGGCCUCGAGUCCAUCCACAUGGCUGAGCUGCGCACCGAGCUCAACAAGCUCCGCCCCGACGCCCUGCUGAUGGACGGCAUGGGCAAACUGGACCCUGAGUUCGGAGGGGCGGCGCUGUACGAGCUGCAGCCCGCUGAGGUGGGAAAGACCUCAGUGGAUUUGGCAGCGGGACAGGGAGCAGGAGGGAGUCUGGUCACGACCAAAACUCAGAGCUCGACAGUUAGGAAGCCUCGCAACAUGCAAGGCGAGAAACCGUUCUCCUGCACGCAGUGCGGGAAAAACUUCAGCACGCUGGGGAACCUGAAAACUCACCAACGCAUCCACACUGGCGAGCGGCCCUACACCUGCUCGCAGUGCGGCAAAAGCUUCGGUCAGGCGGGGAACCUCAAACGCCACCAGCUGAUCCACACGGGCCAGAAGCCCUACGUGUGCGCUCACUGCCCCAAAGGCUUCACGAAGGCCGACGACCUGCGAUCGCACCAGCGGCUGCACACCGGUGAGCGCCCCUUCAUCUGCGCCACCUGCGGCAAGAGCUUCGGCCAAUCCAAGGAGCUGAAGGCCCACCAGCUGAGCCACACCGGCGAGCGGCCGUACUGCUGCCAGCACUGCGGCAAGAGCUUCACCAAGGAGACCAGCUAUCGCAACCACGUGCAGAUCCACACUGGCGAGAAGCCCUUCACAUGCUCGCAGUGCGGAAAGACUUUCAGCAACUCGGGCGUCUUAAAAACCCACGAGAAGAUCCACACCGGCGAGCGGCCGUUUGGCUGCACGCAGUGCGGCAAGAGCUUCGGCCGCCUCGGCCACCUGAAGGCGCACCAGCAGAUCCACACGGGCGAGCGACCGUACGCCUGCCCACAGUGCGGCAAGACUUUCAGCCAGUCAGGCCACCUCAAAGCACACGAGCAGAUCCACAAGCGAGAGCGAGCGGACACUGCCAGCACCAGCAGCGAAGGCAGCAGCAGCACUGUGGGCAGCGACAGUAGCUAAGAUGAACCUUUAACCUCCGGAGAAACAAACAGAGUUGAGAUGUUUUCAGCAGCGUUGGGUUCGAAGGACCAAACUCAUCAGCACAAAGGAACCCGACCUCCCUCACCCUCCUCCCCCGUCCAGAUCGCUCACUGUGUACAAAUCUUCUAUUGAUUAUGUCAUUCCUAAAAAAAUGUAAUAAAACUAAAAAAAAAAACAACAAAAGACGGAGGUGACGCAGCAUCUUGUACUGGAAGAAGAAUUAUUAAAGAAACUAAUGACAGUC